UAGUAAGCAGCGUCGAUUCUCGAUGUUGUAAAUAAUGGUUGAUUGAAUUAUGGCUGGACCAAAGUUCUAUAUUUACGGUGGAUGCCGUUGGCGAGAAGUGUGUACGACUUCCGGGCGAGUGGACGGCUGGGGCAAUGUGCAGUUCUUGACUGUUCGAAGCGGUCGUCUCCAAGUGGCGCGAAAAAAUACUGUGUUGCGUGGCUUGAGAGCCCUGGCAGCAAGUAAACCCACUUCUGUGCACGAUGGCCUACCACUUUCACAAAUUAGACACAACAAUUCUAUAGAGGAUAAGAAGGAACACAACUGUUCCCAGUACCAGCAUCAUCACUGUUGUUGUAAGCAACAGGACCUGAGUUUAAAGUCUGAUGUCAUCUUCAAUAACAUAUUCAAAGCUGCAUCUACCUGCUCUGCGGCGGUGCAGUGCAGCCUCGAAGUAAGCACAUCAACUCCAAAUUUAAAUAAAUCUAUCACUGGACCGAGCAAAACUUCCGAAGCAAGAACCAAAAAUGGAGUGAAAAGAUUACUAUCCAAGCGUAAAAGAUCUACAAGUGAAGAUGAAGACCAAGAAAGAAACAAAAACGGUAAAACAAUUGAACGUAGAAACAAAAGUGACAAGGAAUUGGAAUUAUCAUUACUGGAAAGGUCACGUAAUCUGAACAAUAACAAAUAUGACAAAAGACAAACACAUAGACAACAGAUCUCUUCUAGUGAAGAAGAGGGACUUAAAGCAGUGAUACGAAAGAAUCUACCACAACGUGAAAAUCAGCAAAGUCCUGUGAAAUCCAGGUAUGUUUCAAAAGCACCAAAUGGCACAAGGGAGUCACUUAGGUCGAAUACUAUUAACAAAAAGCGGAAAAAAAUCCUAAAUAAUAUACACUCCUCAAGUGACGAGAGCAGUGAAAUACAAUCAAAACCGGCUAUCCAGUCAUCACAGCAUAUCAAUGAAUUUUGGAAUACAUUGUUCAAAACUAAACCUAAGAGAAGAUCAAAACGCAAGCUAUUGACGAGUGACGAUGACACUUACGAAGAAGAAAGAAAAGCCAGAAAGACUUCAAAGAAAAUCGUUGAAAGUAAUCAAGAAUCGAGAAGAAAGCACACACAGGAGAUAGAGAAUGGUGACCUAAUGUGCAAGGAAUUAAUGAUCGGGGAGGAUGACAUCGAGCUCCUGCGCAGCUUCAUAGAGAAAGACGAGGCUAACAUAUUCGGAGUCGACUUGGAGUUAUUCGAUACAGACGAUGAAUAUAAAAGGAAAAUAUUCUACAAAAUCAAUCCACUGGUCAACGUCGCGAGGUGUAAGCGCAUAGCGGCCAUGUUGAGAGACGGGCGCAGUCAGUCCGACGAUGUCUCCUUGGAGGACUUCAUAUCGACGCUCGGGCUCCGCAGCGUGCUCGACAUCCCCUCACAAACCAGCAGCAAAUACAAGAUGCGAGCGCGACGGAACCCAAGUAACGGUGGACCGGAUAAGGAGAAUCAUAGAACGUCUAAACAUAAUCCGAACACUUCCGCUAGCAGCUCAAAGAGCAAAGUCUUAGUCGAAAGGCUACGAGACGGUGCCAAUAAGAAGAAUAAAAUAAUUAGUAAGAAAAAAGGUAAGGUGGUGGGCCUGAUCGGGAAGAUGACUUCGAAGCCGACGAGGUCGCGCAAGGAACAGGACGAGGUGGUCUUGUUGAGCAGUGAUAGUGAGAGUGACAGUGUCUUCGAGAGUAAACGGGAGAGUGCUUUCGAGAAGAGUAAGCGCGUGACGUCAGAAGUGCGGCGACCGGACGCUGCGGCUGCGUUGGAGCGAGAUAACAAGAAAGAAGGGAAGGCAAGUGGAACAGGGAGUAGAAAGGCGAAUGGACCAGCUACUGGAAGAGGGAGUGGUCGGGUGAGCGGCAAGGCUGGUGGUCGGGAGUACUCGCGGGCGGAAGACGAAGCGAUAGUGGCCUGGGUGCGGGGAGCGGAGCGUGCAAGGCGCGUCAACGGCAACCAGCUCUGGAUAGAACUGCAGCCCCUGCAUCAGCAAAAGACAGGAAACUUCCGCUCGUGGCACUCGCUGCGCAACCGCUACCUGCGCUACGUGCUGCCGGCGCUGGGCGCGCUGGCGCUGCCGCCGCCUGAGGCCGCGCGCCUGCGCGCCGCCGCCGCCGCCGGCGAGUUGAAGUCGCGCAAGAAGCCGCAGCGCCGCAACUCGCUGCUGACGGAGCCGCGCGUGCGCAGCGCGUGGUCGCGCCGGCCCCGCCCCCCGCCCCGUGAGUCCCCCUCCCGCUCCCGCUCCGUGUCCCCCGCCCGCUCGCCGACACCCGCUCCCUCUUCGUCGCCCUCUCUCCCCGUUCGCGCCGAUUCCUCCCACUAUUCCUCGCGUAGCAGCAGCGGCUCCUUCGCGACGACGGGAAGGAGUACUCCGAUAGACAGGCGACGCUCGCUGAGAAAUUCAUCCGCCAAGAAAGAAGAGCGAAGAGAAGAGAAGCCGACCGCAAGGAAGCUACGCUCCAGCGCGCCCACGUCGCCGCCGCCCCGCACGCCCACGUACUCGCAGCUCACGCAGCGCUUCGCCGACGCGCGCCCCCCCAGCACCGUGCGUCCCCCGCGUCCCCCGCGCCCCUCACGCCCAUCGCGGCCCCCGCCGCCCUCUCCGCCCGCGCGGCCCGCCUCCCCCGCGCGCCCGCGCACGCGCCGCCUCUACAACCCCCACGCCACAUGACAUCCGACCGUCCUGAAAAUACAAUAUUACGUGCAAGACUCUCUGAGGUGAAAUUAC
Vanessa atalanta (red admiral) is the source of this 2740-nucleotide messenger RNA. Its product is annotated as PHD finger protein rhinoceros-like. The record is from RefSeq and is a predicted model, not a curated record. The coding region runs from base 50 to 2683 and encodes 877 amino acids. The transcript is spliced from 7 exons. NCBI's taxonomy places the organism in Eukaryota, Metazoa, Arthropoda, Insecta, Lepidoptera, Nymphalidae.